Messenger RNA from Doryrhamphus excisus (bluestripe pipefish), 3892 nucleotides. RefSeq names its product histone deacetylase 12 (gene hdac12). Lineage: Eukaryota; Metazoa; Chordata; Actinopteri; Syngnathiformes; Syngnathidae. The record is from RefSeq and is a predicted model, not a curated record. Gene Ontology annotation, molecular function: histone deacetylase activity. Gene Ontology annotation, biological process: epigenetic regulation of gene expression.
AUGCCGAUUGUUCAUCACGAUGAGUACGUGUGUGACCUGCCUGCUAACCACAGGUUCCCAAUGGCUAAGUUUCCACGAGUCUUGCAUUGUUUAAUCAAGGAUCAAAUCAUUAGCGACAAACAGGUGUGGACGCCUGAAGUGGCUUCCAUUGAGAUGCUGCGUGGCGUCCACACAGACGACUACCUGGACAAAUUCAUCAACGGCAAGGUCAGCGAGAGCGACCAAAGGAGGACAGGAUUCCCUUGGAGCGAAGGCAUCGUAAAACGCUGUCGAUAUGAGACAGGCGGUACAGUGCUCGCGGCGCAGCUGGCUCUGCAAAGGGGUCUGGCCUGCAGCACAGCCGGCGGGACUCAUCAUGCCUUUCCCAGCUAUGGCUCCGGGUUCUGCCUCCUCAAUGAUCUGGCAGUGGCGGCCCGACACUUGAACAACCAGUCGUGCAAGAGGAAAGUUCUGAUUGUGGAUCUGGAUGUGCAUCAGGGUGACGGCACUGCUUUCAUCUUCCAAGACGAGCCGCUUGUCUUUACUUUCUCCGUGCAUUGCGGUAAAAACUUCCCUCUCCGUAAACAACACAGUGACCUCGAUGUCAGUGUUGAGGAUGGCCUCGAGGACAAGGAGUACCUGGCCACAGUGGAGGCUUACCUUCCCUGGGUGCUGGAGUCUUUCCGUCCCGAUCUGGUCCUGUACGACGCUGGGGUAGACCCUCACUGUGAAGACGAACUGGGAAGACUCCGCCUGACUGACCGAGGGAUAUAUGAGCGAGAUCGGUAUGUGAUGAAGACAGCGCUAAGCAGAGGCAUCCCCGUGGCAGCAGUCAUCGGAGGGGGGUACUCGCGAGACAUCGACAAGCUGGCUCUCAGACAUUCCAUCGUCCACCGAGCGGCAACUCAGAUUUGGAGGGAGCACAGGAUGUAAAUCAUUGGCACUACAAAUGGAUCAUCAGGAGACCUACAUUAUUCAUACCCUAGCCAAAUUGUGAGUUAAAGGGACUUUUAUUUCUUGAACACAUUUAAGUGGAAAUGACAUUUUGCAAGAGCCAGAUUUUGAUAAAAGCAACAUGGCCACAAUUUUUAUGCUAGAAGUUACCACAAUCCUUGUCCUUCCACAAAAACCUGUUUGUCUCAUUUCCCGUUUCAACAUAAAUAUGCAACACGUAAGGGUGGGUUGCUUUUGAGAUCAUACCCUUUCCAGGUACAUUAGGUAUACAUGCACAAUGCAUGAGAUCCAAUAUAGGAGCAUCAGAACUCCAAACUUAACUACUGUAUAAAGAAAGAUGUGGAAGCAGCCAAUUGAACAGUAAUAUUGUUUUGAUGUAUCAACCACUGCACAACAGAGUCGUACAGAGCAAAAACCUUUAUUAAAAGAAGAAAAAAAACUCUUUACAUGAGUGUCACGCAAACAAAACACCUCCUUGGCACAAUGUUUCAAGUUUUGAAAAGUAAUUGUUGGCGUCAAGCAACGACAUACUUGUGGUACAGUGCAGUGUUAUUCACAGUAUAUGAGGCAGUCCAUCGCUAUGUUCUACUUCUACACGGGACCACACGAGAGUACACAGACGGCAACAUCAAGCAUUUAUUGGGGUGAAUGAUAGCUCCACAUACAUGCAGCUGUAAACCAGACUUUACGAUAAAAAGCCAAAAUAAGUAAAAAAACAAAAAAGCAUUAAGACGUUAAAACGUUGGCUUAUUAAAGUCUGAAGAGGAAGCCUAGACUAUUAAUAAAUUUAAAAAAAAUACACGCAACAGCGACUCAGGGCGCUACUGAAAUGAACACUUCAUACACACGACAAUCUGCUGUGCACGGUCCACACAAAGACAAACAUUCCAAAGAGAAUUUUUUAAAAAGUGAACAGUCGUGCGUUGCAGCCACGGAGUCAUUUUGAGAACUUUUUCUUAUUCAUUGUAAGAAUAAGUUGUGUCAUUCAGCGACAAUUCCAGGAAUCGUCACCAACCAGCGGAAUAAAAACUGUGCUAAAACCCAGAGGCAGACCAUUGGAAUACAUAAAAUUAAAAAAAGAAUCAGAUUUUUCACAGCUCUACUUUCUCAGCCACCACGCACCAGUUGGCAUGAUCGAAAUAAGCCUGUUGGAUGCGGAGUUCCUCCACAUGAUCGUUGAUCAGCUCGGCUAGCUCCCCUUCCCUGAAGACAUGAUAGUACCUCAGGCAGGAGCCAUCCACCUGAGGACUCUGUGUGCUUUCCUGCUGCAGCCCGUCAUCCCCUUCCUCGUCAGCCUCCCUGAGGUGCUCCCUCUGGAAAGGGACGAGAUCGGGCAGUGCCAAAGAGCCACACUCAUGUGCUAAAGAGACACUCCGGUUCGCUUUCACGUCUGGGUCUUUGGGCUCCUUGUGCAGAUCUGUGCUCGAGUCGAAGACAUCCUCAGAUCCGAUGACAGACGGAGGCGAGAAGAAGCUGGAGAACUGCUUGAUGAGGCCUCGCCCCCGCAACCCUGCCGUGAACCCCCCAUUCUCCACCCCCGUCGACGAUAAAGUGCUGAGCUCUCUGGAGGAAGAACGAGAGAUGGCCAAGCUUCCAAAAUCGAACACAGAGUCCAGGGAGCGGGAGAAGAACCAGAGCUUGUGUGUGCUCUGCGAAGGUGCUGCGCCAGCGAGCUCCUCAUCACCCAUGGAGGAUGUGCUUCUGACCUUCCUGUGCUUGUCACCGCCAUCUAUGGCUUCGCUUACGCUCUGUGCCGCUGCCCUCCGUCUCGGUUUGAAAGUGGAGGGCCAAAGAGGGUUGGGGUUCCACGGAACGAAGAUGUCCUGCUUUUCAAAUUUGCGACGCUUCUGCUCCAUUGCCCACACGUAGAUCAUGAUGCGUCCCCCUGCUCGGAGCGUGCGAGCCAUCUCUUUUAUUGCUCGGAUACGACGUUCUUUGGUGGACAAAUGGUGGAUGACUGAGACAGAAACAGCCAUUUGUCUGGUUAACCAACACAUUGUGUUAACCUGAACAAGAGAUUACAGCCAUACAUUUACCAUACCAUUAUUUAAAUACUUCAUGAGAAGUACCAGUCAAAAUAACCUAGACGGUUUCUCCUUCAAAUGCAUGACAAAGUGUGCCCAACAUUUGGAAUUCUAAAGCAAUCUUUUUAGAGAGCAACCAAGUUGGGCUUUAAAGGGGACCUACGUAUUAUGCUUUUUCCACUUUUCUGACCUAUAAAUGGAGUUAGAAUGUUGUAUUCUCUUGUUAAAUGAUGCCAUAGUUUCAGAUAACGAUGUUUACACAUUUGGAAGUGAGCCCUGAAAUAAGUUUGGGAUGGCUUGUUUGGAAUUUCUAAAGACCCCACCAUCAAGCACAAGUGGUUGGAGUUCCUGAUUCCCUAGAUAGCAAAAGAAAUGAAUUUUAAAAAUCGGUCAAUGGCAUUUGUGUCCAAACACUGUUUUGUGAAUAUGAGCCAGUAUGCAGCCUUUCCAAUGUUAUGUCGUGUGAACUGAGCAAGCGGUAAGUGACAAUUUUUCAGUGACCUAACUGUUUAUUUUGUGCAAGUCAUGUAGCUAAUAGCAGUUUCCCACCGCAGUUAGUAGCCAUAUUCGGUUACCAAUGUUGUAGAAAACCUAACGCUGAAAAGCCAGACAUCUUGAAUUAACCUCUUUUCUAGAGAAACUUCAGACUGUCCAGCCUCUACUUUCGGAUCGGAACACACAUGGCUGUAUGCAGACAUUUUAAAAACCUAAAUCGCCGUUCAUUAUGAACUCCUACACUGUUUGCAGCUAGCUGGAACUCCUUUUAACUACUCGCUAGCGUGACCAACCACAGCGGAGUAGGCCGUGAGUGCAAUACAUUAAAACAGACCGUUUGAGGGAACCACAGUGCUGGUUAUUGUGUGUAGCUGCUCUAUAGGAGUCCACAACUUAAUACAAAGGGCUGAAAGAUUAUCAUAAUAGGUCCCCUUUAAGGU